GCACGCCCUCUCUCUAGCCCGCAUUCUUCCGCACGCACACCCAUCGGCCAUCGCCCACAAGCGCUCGCAGGAGAGGACGAAACCCUAGCUUUUGCGGCGGCGGCGGCGAAGACAAUGAUCUACGACGUGAACUCUCCCCUCUUCCGCUCCUUCCUCAGCCAGAAGGGCGGCGCCGACAAGAGGAAAAUGGAGGAGCAUAAACCAAAGGAGCAGAGGCCCAAGGCCAGCGAGAACAAGCCUGUGAUGAACGAAUGAAUAUCUCCAGAAACUGCGUUCAAUGCGCAACCAAAUUCGAUGUCUGCUUGCUCUGUUUAGCUUAAAACCAAAGCUUCCAAUAAUCUUAGUGGUGUCUUAGUUUCUCCUUAGUGUGUUAAUUGCUCAGCUUGAACAUGGCAACAGUGCAACAGACAUGAAACUUGAACUACCUAUUAGACUAUUAUCAAUUUGAGACGCCCAUGAUUGGCAACUUUUGAGUAGCUCUCCUGUUACUGCCGUUUGGUUGGUACAAAAUUGUGGGGUGCCACCAUGUUUCAUGCUUGCUUUUACA
Messenger RNA from Sorghum bicolor (sorghum), 547 nucleotides. RefSeq names its product wound-induced basic protein. The coding region runs from base 115 to 255 and encodes 46 amino acids. Lineage: Eukaryota; Viridiplantae; Streptophyta; Magnoliopsida; Poales; Poaceae. The transcript has 2 exons. The record is from RefSeq and is a predicted model, not a curated record.